Messenger RNA from Spinacia oleracea (spinach), 3073 nucleotides. RefSeq names its product probable linoleate 9S-lipoxygenase 5. Gene Ontology annotation, molecular function: oxidoreductase activity, acting on single donors with incorporation of molecular oxygen, incorporation of two atoms of oxygen; protein binding; metal ion binding. The record is from RefSeq and is a predicted model, not a curated record. The transcript is spliced from 9 exons. The coding region runs from base 177 to 2885 and encodes 902 amino acids. Lineage: Eukaryota; Viridiplantae; Streptophyta; Magnoliopsida; Caryophyllales; Amaranthaceae. Gene Ontology annotation, biological process: lipid oxidation.
AAAAAAAAAAACACAUAAGUAUAAAACCAAUAAAGCUAGCCAAAGGAUCUAUGUUUUCCUCAAAUCAAACGUUUCACUUUUGGUACCACUAAUAUAUCAAACCCCUUUGUAUUUGUUUUUUUGUUUUGGUUUUUCCUCUGUCCAAGACUCGAAGCUGUAGUGUAGAGAGGAGGGAGAUGGGUUUUUGUCCGUCGACAAAAUUGAUAAACAUGGCCGCAGAUAAAUUGAUGUGCGGCCGAAAAAGUGUUUAUAAAGAAGUUGGAAAUGACGCGACUGUGAAUAGUGUAUGUCAUUCCCUAAACGACGACAACAAUAACGGGGAGGUGCGACGACAUGAUGAUAGUAUUAAGACGAAGAAGAUUAGAGGGACGGUGGUGUUAAUGAAAAAGAAUACUCUUGAUAUGACUGAUGUCCGAGCUUCGUUGCUUGAUCGUAUUCAUGAACUUGUGGGUAAAGGUGUUUCUAUCCAACUCAUUUUCUCUCAUCCAGAAAAUGGAUUAGGAGGAAAGUUGGGAAAGAUAGCAUACUUAGAAAAAUGGAUUUCAACAAUAACAUCAUUAACGGCUGGAGAAACAACAUUCAAUGUGACAUUUGAAUGGGAUGAGAGUGAGACUGUUCCUGGUGCUUUUAUCAUAAAAAAUCAUCAUCAUAGCCAGUUUUACCUCAAAACUGUAACACUAGAUAUUCCUGGACAUGGCCCUCUACAUUUCGUCUGUAAUUCAUGGGUUUAUCCGGCUCAUCGUUACAAAUACAAUCGCGUCUUCUUUUCUAACAAGAAUUACCUUCCACAUGAGACACCAGAAGCAUUACGCAAAUAUAGGGAAGAAGAGCUAGUGAAUUUACGAGGUGAUGGAAAAGGUAUGCUCAAGGAAUGGGAUAGGGUAUAUGACUACGCUUACUACAAUGACUUAGGAAUGCCUGACAAGGGAGAAGAGUAUGCACGCCCUGCUCUUGGGGGCUCCAAUGAUUACCCCUAUCCACGGAGAGGGAGAACAGGCCGCAAACCAACAAAAGCUGAUCCAAACACAGAAAGCCGAUUGCCUCUUAUCAGUCUUGACAUAUAUGUACCAAGAGAUGAGCAGUUUGGACAUAUCAAAAUGUCAGAUUUUCUGGCAUAUGCCUUAAAAUCUAUUGCUCAGAUAUUACUCCCUGAGCUCAAAUCCAUAUGUGAUAAAACUCCUAAUGAAUUUGACUCAUUUGACCAUGUCAUGAAGCUUUACGAGGGUGGUAUUAAGCUACCAGUCGGGGCACUCACUAAACUCAAAGAUCGGAUUCCUUGGGAAAUGAUUAAGGAACUUGUCCGCACUGAUGGUGAAGAUUUUCUCAAGUUCCCUAUGCCUGAUGUCAUCAAAGAGAAUAAGUCUGCUUGGAGAACUGAUGAAGAGUUUGGACGAGAAAUGCUGGCUGGAGUAAAUCCUGUUCUCAUCUGCCGUCUUCAAGAAUUUCCUCCAAAGAGCAAACUAGACCCAAAACUGUACGGCAAUCAGAACAGUUCAAUAACGAGGGAGCAUAUAGAAAUGUACAUGGAUGGAUACUCAACAGAUAAAGCACUUAAAAACAACAGGUUGUAUAUAUUAGAUCAUCAUGAUUCAUUAAUGCCAUACCUGAGACGAAUUAAUUCUACUCCCACAAAGACAUACGCAUCAAGGACCAUCCUUUUUCUCAAGUAUGAUGGGACACUGAAGCCAUUAGCAAUUGAACUCAGCUUGCCUCAUCCACAAGGUGACAAACAUGGUGCUGUCAGUCAAGUAUAUACUCCUGCUGAAGAGGGUGUUGAAGCCUCUGUGUGGCAAUUAGCUAAAGCUUAUGCCGCUGUCAAUGAUUCUGGUGUUCAUCAGCUCAUAACUCAUUGGUUGUACACCCACGCGGUAAUAGAACCAUUUAUUAUUGCAACAAACAGACAGUUGAGUGUGCUUCACCCAAUUCACAAGCUCCUGCAACCUCAUUUCCGUGAUACAAUGAACAUAAAUGCAUUGGCUAGGCAAAUCCUCAUCAAUGCUGGUGGUGUACUGGAACGAACAGUAUUUCCAGCAAAAUUUGCCAUGGAAUUGUCAUCAUUUGUAUACAAAACAUGGGUAUUCACUGAUGAAGCACUUCCUACUGAUCUUCUCAAGAGAGGGGUGGCAGUUGAGGAUUCCAGCCACCCGCAUGGUCUGAAGCUGUUGAUUGAGGAUUACCCUUUUGCAGUUGACGGGCUUGAAAUCUGGUUCGCAAUUGAAACAUGGGUGAAUGAUUAUUGCUCGUUCUAUUAUCCAACAGACAGUCUAGUAGAAAGAGAUUCUGAAGUUCAAUCUUGGUGGAAUGAGAUCCGUAAUGUAGGGCAUGGUGAUAAAAAAAAUGAACCAUGGUGGGUGGAAAUGAAAACAAGACAUGAUCUUACAAGUACAUGCACCAUCAUUAUAUGGGUAGCUUCUGCCCUGCAUGCUGCUGUCAACUUUGGGCAGUAUCCUUAUGCAGGAUACCUUCCAAACCGCCCUACUGUAAGCAGGCGUUUUAUGCCUCAACCAGGCACUUCAGAAUACGUUGAGCUUGAGUCUGAUCCUGAGAAAGCAUUCUUGAAAACAAUAACAGCUCAACUUCAGACACUUCUUGGUGUUUCCUUGAUUGAGAUAUUAUCGCGUCAUUCCACAGAUGAGGUUUACCUUGGUCAGAGGGAUACCCUUGAGUGGACUUCAGAUGCUGAACCACUAGCUGCAUUUCAGAGAUUUCAGAUGAAGUUGUUGGAUAUUGAAAAGAAUAUUACAGAAAGGAACAAUGAUAACAGAUGGAAGAAUCGACUGGGACUGGUUAAGGUUCCAUACACCUUACUGUAUCCUAACUCGUCGGAUUAUUCAAAAGUUGGGGGACUUACAGGUAAGGGAAUUCCGAAUAGCAUCUCUAUUUGAACUACAAUUUGCCAACAUGGGUAUUUCAAAUUCUAAAAUGCAAAUCAUUAUUAAUUACUCUUUGAAUUUCAUUGCACCUUGAAAAUAUUACUCCGUACUCCCUAAUUGUGAAGGUUUGAUAACAUGUAAUUGGACUCUUAUGUUGUGUACUUCGUAUAAGAUAUGGUUUUACACUUUUUUUGGUUUUA